This is a messenger RNA of Bombina bombina (fire-bellied toad), 3783 nucleotides long. It is a transcript of the gene KCNK5, whose product is annotated as potassium two pore domain channel subfamily K member 5. The transcript is spliced from 5 exons. The coding region runs from base 339 to 1781 and encodes 480 amino acids. Lineage: Eukaryota; Metazoa; Chordata; Amphibia; Anura; Bombinatoridae. Gene Ontology annotation, biological process: potassium ion transmembrane transport; stabilization of membrane potential. Gene Ontology annotation, cellular component: membrane. The record is from RefSeq and is a predicted model, not a curated record. Gene Ontology annotation, molecular function: potassium ion leak channel activity.
CCCUCCUCACUACAAAUAAUGAACCUGAGCGGAGUGCUGAGCAGCAGAGCCUCACGUGUCCCGCACUGUCAGUAGCAACAAGCAGGGGCGGCCGCAUCCGACGCCCCCCACACACCAGCAGCCCAGCAAGUGGAGGGACCUCAGCCUAUCUGUAUGCGGGGCUCUGGGACACGAACUCCGCACCGCACUCCCCGCAGCAUAGCGCUACAUUACUCUGGGAGAAGUUUGUGCGCAUGCGCAGGGGGACACCAGAUUCAAACAGCUGUUAGCUGAGGAAGCAGCUGCUCUCGGUACCAACUCUGCGCCCCACUGUCCGGGCAACUUCACCAGCUGCUACCAUGGUAGACAGGGGGCCCCUCCUCACAUCUGCCAUCAUCUUCUACCUGGCCAUAGGGGCUGCCAUAUUCCAAGUGCUGGAGGAGCCCAACUGGGAGAAAGCCACUGAACUUUAUAAAACUAACAAACUGAAGAUACUUGCUAGGCACAGCUGCCUGACCCUCAAUGAUCUGGAGGAUAUUCUGGAGACAGUAUCAGAAGCCGCCGGACAAGGAGUGACCAUUACCGGGAACCACACCUUCAAUAACUGGAACUGGCCGAACGCUGUCAUCUUCGCUGCUACGGUUAUCACAACAAUCGGUUAUGGCAAUAUCGCUCCAAAGACUUCCGCUGGGCGAGUGUUCUGUAUAUUUUAUGGCCUGUUUGGAGUUCCGCUCUGUUUGACUUGGAUCAGCGCACUGGGGAAGUUUUUCGGUGGUCGCGCAAAGAGACUAGGCCAGUUUCUGACCAAGAGGGGGGUCACCUUGAGAAAAGCACAGAUUACCUGCACAGCUAUAUUCAUAGUGUGGGGGGUACUCGUGCAUCUGGUCAUCCCUCCCCUUAUCUUCAUGAAAACUGAGAGCUGGACCUAUAUUGAAGGCCUUUAUUACUCUUUUAUCACCAUCACAACCAUAGGAUUUGGAGACUAUGUAGCUGGUGUGAAUCCAAAAAUGAGUUACAAUGUUCUAUACAGAUAUUUUGUAGAGAUUUGGAUCUACCUGGGACUUGCCUGGCUAUCUCUCUUUGUGAAUUGGAAGGUUAGCAUGUUUGUGGAAGUCCAUAAAGCAAUUAAGAAAAGAAGAAAAAGACGGAAAGAAUCCUUUGAAAAUGAUCCACGAGUUAAAAAGAACAAAGAACUUCCAAUGGUGAAUUCUAAGGAUAUAAAUAUCUUCAGCUUCCUCUCAAAAAAAGAGGAGACCUAUAACGACCUAAUAAAGCAAAUUGGUACAAAUGGUUUGAAACCCAGUAAUGGGAAAAUAUUAAAUGGGGAGGUAACAGCCAAUGGAACUACUCACAAGAAAAACAAAGAGAGCCUUGUUAUGUACAACAGACGCAAUAGUCUUGGCUAUGAUGAAGUGAAGCUUUCGUGCUGCUUUCAGAAGGAUAAUAAGAUGAGGUCCACUCAAGAGAAAGAGGCCACAAUAUUUAUAAACCCUUUAGACCGGAUUAGUGAGGAGGAAGGGGAACCCUGGGAAUCUAAAGAUUACAAACCUUUAAUAUUUGAGCAUGCAAACAUUACUUUUGUGCAGGAAGAGGAGGAAUGUGAUCUGUCUGAGGAAGAUGAGGAGAAAUCCAAGUCUUCUUUCGAGGAAAACAUGGAUGCCCCAGAGACUCCAACACACUUGGAUGAGUUCACCUGUCUAGACGAGACAUCUUUUUCCAGCAAUGACUCAGAGGUUUGUGUUCCAUAUGAACAACUCAUGAACGAUUACAAUAAAGUGAACAGUGGCCAACCUGAAACGUGAGCCAUAGCUCUGAUCUCUAUGCCGUGAUUGUAACACCUAAGGUGUAUUGGUUGAAAAUCUCUACCUGAUUUAUCUACUUUGUGUCUGAACCAAAAGGUUUGGUAUUCACCAAAGUACAGUGCAACCUUCAGAAGACUUGUUAUAACAAGAUGGCAACUCUACAGCUCAGUUUUUUUUGGGCACACUCCACUUCUAUAGAAAUAGGAGAUCAUACCAUUGUGUUUGUACACUGGACUUCUUUUAAUAUCAAGAAAGUUGCAACAUGCACAAUAUUCUCUGACUGAUCCUGGUUGCCUUUCAGAGGAUUUGAUUCUCAAAUAAUGUGCCUUAAAAUAAAAACUGUGGACGCAAUUCCUCUAGUGCCUCUCCAAUGUCCAUUUGUAUUUCCUGCUAAAAAUACUUGAAAAGAAUAGAGACUAUUGACUGUUUUUUACAGAUUGUGUUUUUUUAGUGACACAGUCUCCAUACUUAAUGUUUGAGUAUUGUAUACUGUAUUUAAAUACCAAGGCUUUAUGCAUGGAUAGACACAGAAGCCUUAGUAAUUACACCCUACAGAUCGCUCCAGUAUUUGCACAAUUGGUACUGUAUCUAAAAACUUGAACAUUAUUUUAUGUUAAUUUUUUUUUUUUCUUCAAUUAAAUCUUAAAUAUUUUAAAACAAGAAUUACUGGAAUGGUAAAUAGGGCGCAAUAUCUAUAGGACCUUGUUGUUUAUUUUUUUGUUUUGCAUUCAAAGUGCAUUUAUUUAUUAACAUUUCCUUUUUUAAUUUAAUUAUUUUUUUCCAGCAAGCAAGAACAUUCCAUUUUUUUUCUUGUAUUUGGUAAGAGGUUUGCAAGAAAAGAAAAAAAACUUGAGAAAAUUAAAUGACAAAUGGAUGUCGAGAACUGUUUUUCACCACAUAAUAAUUUUAAAAAAAACUCUUGUUUUUGACACAAGCUGAAAAUGUGUGAACAAGUUUUUUUUAUAUUUUUCACGUAAAGUAUGUGCUUGAACCGAAGAUACAAAAAAGGCCUAAAUAUUAGUGAACAGUUAAAAUAUUUUUUAACAGUAAUUUUAAACAUAUUUGGACACCACUGAUUCAAGAAAGUUGUCUUUUCUUUGUUUAGGUUUGUUGUAAAAGGACUCCAAAGAGAGCCAAAUUGAUGAAUUAUUUUUAUGGCCACUUCCGAAUUCCGAUAUUCAUCUAUUAUAGACGGUCUGUUCUAGACCUGUAUCAGUGUUGUCCAAUAUACUUUUUUAACAUGAUCUUUAAAAAAUAAAAAAAAAAUGGUUCAUUUCAGAAAAAUUCUACUUUUUGUAUCACUUUUUGGGUGUUGCUGCCUUAUUAGUGUACUGCAUAAAGAUAAGGUAAAACAAAACAAAAAACUCACCAAAUUCUAAAAUCUACUAUAUUGAGCUAAAAUCAGGUGAAAAAGUGGUAUUUUGUCUAAACAUAUUAAUACAGGCAUUGGCUAUUUCGGAUCCAUUCAAUAUUUUUAAACCAAGCUUGAAGGCAGUAUUCCAUUUUUAUUUAAAAAACAAACAGAUUCUAGGAGCUACACCUCAUUUAUUCUUGAGUUUUGCCCUGUAUUAGUACACCCAUAUCCCCACAAUUUUACAUUUGCUGACAUUUUUAAAUGUGAACUUUUAUGCUGCUAAUUCCAAUAGUGGGGCAGUUUUUUAUUUUUAGAUUAUUAUCUGUGGAAGUGUGAUUGGUUCAAGCUUUUAUGUGGAGAUAUAGAUAUAUAUUCUACUUUGCAAUGGCAUAUGAUGUGUUACAAGAUACCUGGCCUGCUGUAGAGAACAAAGUACUAUUUGAGGAUGUUCAAAUGUUGGGCUUUUGACAUUUGAAUAAUAGAACAAAUAAAUGUUCCCUUUUGAAAUUCAUUCUGCCUUUAGAUCAAAUGUAACAUUCAAAGAUUACAUUUGUUGAUUCCCAUAGAUUUAUAUCAGACUCUAAGGGCCUGAUAUUCAAAACCUCAGUGAGAUAUUCUAAGAAGUCUCGUCAGUACGGCAAGGUCCUU